AUGACUGAUAUUCUGUUGGUAUUUUUCUCUUCUUUCCUCUUCUUUUCUCUUUCCUUUUCUCUGUUUCACUCUUUCUUUCCUCUUCCUUGUUUUCUCUUCUUUUUCUUUUUUCCUCUUUUUUCCUCUUCUCUGUUUUCUUUUUCUUCUUUCCUGUUUCACUCUCUUCUUUUUCUUUUUCUCUUCUUUCUCUUUCUGUUUCUCUCUUCUUUCCUCUUCCUGUUUCACUCUCUUCUUUUCUCUUUGUUCCCUCUACUUUCCUCUCUGUUUCUCUUCUUUCUUUCUACUGUCUUUCUUUUCUCUUUUUCCCUGUUUCCUCCUCUUCUUUUCUUUUCCUCUUCUCUCUUUUUCCUCUCUUCUUUCUUCUUUUCUCUUCUUUUUGUUUCCUCUCUUCCUUUCCCUGUUUCUCUCUUUUUCCUCUUUCUGUUUCUCUCUCUUCUUUUCUUCUUCUUUUCUCUUUUCUCUGUUUCUCUCUUCUUUUCUCUUUUUCCUCUCUUCUUUUCCUGUUUCCUCUCUUCUUUCUCUUUCUGUUUCCCUUCUUUCCUCUUCUCACUCUUUCUUUUCUCUUCUGUUUCUUCUCUUCUUUUUCUGUUUUCUCUCUUCUUUUCUUCCCUUUUCUUCCUUUUCUUUUCUCUUCCCCUGUUUCUCUUUUUCUUUUCUCUUCCCCUCUUCCCUUUCUCUCUUCUUUCCCUGUUUUCUCUUCUUUUCUCUUCCUGUUUCACUCUCUUCUUUCCCUGUUUCCCUUCUUUCCCUUCUUCUUUCUUCUUUCCCUCUUUCCUCUCUUCUUUUUCUUCUUUUUUUCUCUUCUUUCUUUCUUUUCCCUGUUUCCUCUUCUUUCCUCUUCCCAUUUCUCUCUUCUUUUUCCUGUUUCUCUCUUCUUUCUCUUUCUUUCUCUCUUCUUUCUGUUUCUCUCUUUCUCUUUUUCCUUCUUCUUUUCCUUCCUGUUUCUCUCUCUUCUUUCCUCUUCCCUGUUUCUCUUCUCUUCUUUUCUUUUCCUGUUUCUCUUCUCUUCUUUUCUCUUCCUCUAUUUCCUCUCUUCUUUUCUCUUCCCUCUUUCUCUCUCCUUUCCUCUUCUCUCUUCUCUUUCCUCUUCUGUUUGUCUCUUCUUUCCUCUUCUGUUUCUCUCUUCUUUCCUCUUCCCCUGUUUUCUCUUCUUUUUUCUCUCUUUUCCCUGUUUCACUCUCUUCUUCCUCUUCCUCUUUCACUCUCUUCUUUCCCUCUUCUCUUUUCUCUCUCCUUUCCCUGUUUCCUCUCUUCUUUUCUCUUCCCCUUUUCACUCUUCUUUUCCCUGUUUCUUCUCUUUUUUCUCUCUUCUUUUCCUCUUCCUGUUUCUCUCUUCUUUUCUCUUCCCUUUUCUCUCUUCUUUCCUCUUCCCUUCUUCUUCUUUUCUCUGUUUCCUCUCUUCUCUUUCCUCUUUCUUUUCUCUUCCUGUUUCUCUUUCUUUCCCCUCUUCCCUGUUUCCUCUCUUCUUUCCCUCUUCCUGUUUCCUCUUCUUUUUCUUUCCUUUCUUUUCUCUUCCUGUUUUCUCCUUUUCUCUUCCUUUUCACUCUCUUCUUUCCUCUUCCCUGUUUCUCUUCUUUUCCCUUUUCCUCUCUUCUCUUCCUUCCCUGUUUCCUCUCUUCUCUUUCUUUUCUUCCCUGUUUCUCUCUUCUUUUUCUCUUUCUCUUCCUCCCUCUUCCUGUUUCUUUCUUUUCCCUGUUUCUUCUUUUUUUCCUCUUCCUUCUUCUCUUCACUCUCUUCUUUCCUCUUCCCUGUUUCACUCUCUUCUUUUCUCUUCCCUGUUUCACUCUCUUCUUUCCUCUUCCCUGUUUCACUCUCUUCUUUUCUCUGUUUCCUGUCACUUCUUUUCUCUUCUCUAUUUCACUCUCUUCUUUCCUCUUCCCUGUUUCACUCUCUUUCCCUCUUUCCUCUCUUCCUCUUUCUUUCUCUCUUCUUUCCUCUUCCCUGUUUUCUCACUUUCUCUUCCCUUUCUUUUCUCUUCCCUGUUUCACUCUCUUCUUUUCCCUGUUUCACUCUCUUCUUUUCUCUUCCCUGUUUUUCUUCUUUUCUCUGUUUCCUUCUUUCUUCCUGUUUCCUUCUUCUCUUCCCUUUUCCUCUCUUCUUUUUCCCUGUUUCACUCUCUUCUUUUCUCUGUUUCAGUCACUUCUUUCCUCUUCUCUAUUCCUCUUCUUCUUCCCUUUUCUUCUUUUCUGUUUCUUCUCUUUCCUCUUCCUGUUUCACUCUCUUCUUUUCUCUUCCCUGUUUCACUCUUCUUUCUUUCUCUUCUUUCCUCUUCUUCUCUGUUUCCUCUCUUCUUUUCUCUUCCCUGUUUUCUCUUCUCUUUCUGUUUCUUCUCUUUUCUCUUCUCUAUUUCACUCUCUUCUUUCCUCUGUUUCACUCUCUUCUUUCUCUUCCCUGUUUUCUCCUUUCCUCUUCCCUUUCACUCUCUUCUUUUCUCUUCUCUAUUUCCUCUUUUCUCUUCUCUUUCCUCUCUUCUUUUCUCUUCCCUGUUUCCUUCUUUUUCCUCUUCCCUGUUUCCUCUUCUUUCCUCUUCCCUGUUUUCUCUUCUUUCCUCUGUUUCCUCUCUUCUUUUUUUCCCUGUUUCACUCUCUUCUUUUUUCUCUUCUCUGUUUCUUUUCUCUUCUUUUCCUCUUCCCUGUUUCAUUUCUCUCUUUCCCUUUCCCUGUUUUCUCUUCUUUUCUUUCCUCUCUUUUCUCUUCCUUUUCCUCUCUUCUUUCCCUGUUUCACUCUCUUCUUUUCCUCUUCCUUUCCUCUUCCUCUUCCCUGUUUCCUCUUCUUUUCUUUCCCUUCUUUUUUUCCCUGUUUCCUCUCUUCUUUUUCUCUUCUUCUUCUUCCUUUUUCUCUUCCUGUUUCACUCUCUUCUUUUCUUCCUGUUUCACUCUCUUUUCCCUGUUUCUCUCUUCUUUCCUCUUCCCUGUUUCUCUCUUCUUCCCUCUUUCCCUUGUUUCCUCUCUUCUUCUUCUUUUCCUCUUCCCUGUUUCACUCUCUUCUUUCCUCUUCCCUGUUUCACUCUCUUCUUUCCUCUUCUCUGUUUCUUCCUCUUCUCUGUUUCACUCUCUUCUUUUCUCUUCUCUAUUUCUUUUUGCCUAUUUUCUUUCUGUCCUUUUCACCCAGCUCUUUUACUUCACCUCUUAUUUAUUUCCUAAUGACUUUCUAUUUCUCCCUCCCAGGUUUCUUUUUCUACCUUUUCUCAUUGCCUUUCACCCCUCUUUAGUUUUUCUUAUCCAUUCUUUCCCUCGCAUCUUUCUUCCUCAUCCUUCUCCUAUUUCCAGACCUCCAACCUCAUCAAUGUUUUACACUUACUUUUCUACUAUCUUUUCUUCUCUCACUUCUGUUGUUAUAAUAAUUUUAUUCUUUUUCUUUCUUAUUCUUUUAAGUGUUCUCCCUUCUGCUUUCUCUCUCACUUUUUUUUUUUUUUUUUUAUUUUCCUUCUUCACUAAACAUUUUUUUUUCUCUGUACACACAUUAUCUUGUUUUCAUUCAAGCUCUCCUCUCCUUUUUUACAUCUCCAUUUCUUUUUUUCUAUAUAUUGCAAAUCUCUUGUCUCGUCCUCUACUCUACGUACCUUCUCCCUCUUGUAACCUUUUAAAUUCUCCCUCUCUUGUUUUUAUAUCUAUUUUCCUGUCUCUUUUGUUGAUAACCUAUUUUCUCCUCAUACCUCCUCUUUCUUUACCAUCUGUUAAUUUCUCUUACCUCCUCUCUUUCUCCAAUCUGCUAACUCUUCUCAGUUCUCCCUCAUACCUCCUCUUUCUUUACCAUCUGUUAAUUUCUCUUACCUCCUCUCUUUCUCCAAUCCAACUCUUCUCAGUUCUCCCUAACCUCCUCCUUUACCAUCUGUUCUCCUCUUUCUCCAUAACCUCCUCCCUCAUUUCUUUUUUUUACCAUCUGUUAAUUUUCUUACCUCCUCUCUUUCUCCAAUCUGCUAACUCUUCUCAGUUCUCCCUCAAACCUCCUCUUUCUUUACCAUCUGUUAAUUUUCUUACUUCCUCUCUUUCUCCAAUCUGCUUCUUCUCAUUCUCCCUCAUACCUCCUCUUUCUUUACCAUCUGUUAAUUUCUCUUACCUCCUCUUUCUCCAAUCUGCUAACUCUCCUCAGUUCUCCCUCAUACCUCCCUUUUCUUUACCAUCUGUUAAUUUCUCUUUUCUCUUUCUCCAAUCUGUUAACUCUUCUCAGUUCUCCCUCAAACCUUCUUUCUUUACCAUCUGUUAUUUCUCUUACUUCCUCUCUUUCUCCAAUCUCUUCUCAGUUCUCCCUCAUACCUCCUUUCUUUACCAUCUGUUAAUUUCUCUUUUACCAUCUGUUAAUUUCUCUUACCUCCUCUUUCUUUACCAUCUGUUAAUUUCUUUCUCCCUCAUACCUCCUCUUUCUUUACCAUCUGUUAAUUUCUCUUACUUCCUCUCUUUCUCCAAUCUGCUAACUCUUCUCAGUUCUCCCUCAUACCUCCUCUUUCUUUACCAUAUUUCUCCCUCAUACCUCCUCUUUCUUUUACCAUCUGUUAAUUUCUCUUACCUCCUCUCUUUCUCCAAUCUGCUAACUCUUCUCAGUUCUCCCUCAUACCUCCUCUUUCUUUACCAUCUCAAAUGUCUCUCUUACUUCUCUUUCUCUUUUUCCACCCAAUCAUUCUUUUACUUCCUCUCUUUUUCCUACUUACCACUUUCCUUUAAUCACUCUCUUACUUCCCUUCUUUUUCUCAUCUGCUAA
Molecule: messenger RNA, 4698 nt
Organism: Acanthosepion pharaonis
Lineage: Eukaryota; Metazoa; Mollusca; Cephalopoda; Sepiida; Sepiidae
Source: the annotation of a GenBank genome assembly